Messenger RNA from Durio zibethinus, 1957 nucleotides. Its product is annotated as alpha/beta-Hydrolases superfamily protein. NCBI's taxonomy places the organism in Eukaryota, Viridiplantae, Streptophyta, Magnoliopsida, Malvales, Malvaceae. Gene Ontology annotation, biological process: lipid metabolic process. Gene Ontology annotation, molecular function: short-chain carboxylesterase activity; monoacylglycerol lipase activity. The record is from RefSeq and is a predicted model, not a curated record.
AAUGUUUUCCACUUUUUCCAAGGACCACUCAGUCGGAAAUCCCAACACUCAUAUAUCCUUUUGAAUAUUUCGUUAUCUUGGCUUAAGGUUUCGUGUUCAAAAUCUGUCUCUGCAACUUCGUCCGAUGGAUUGCCAAACGUCGGCGGCAAAGGCCUCCGCCUCUCCUUACGAUCUUCUCUUCCAAGCACUCGCUCUCAUCCCCGUCUUCCAUUAUUUCUUGGCCGCAUUCUUCAUAUUCCUCAUAUUUCUAUACAAUUUUUUUGAGAUUCAUUUUCUUCACGAUUUCCUCACUCUUUUCAGAGGCGAUCACGUUACGUUAACUUACAACUCUCGCUCCGUCCUCUGCCAAUCAGUUCUUUCCAGGUGUCAGAUACUCCACGAAAGGUACUCGGUGACUCCAUGGCUUUCUAGUCCUCAUCUUCAGACAGCUUUCUUGAGUUUUUUCGGAAGCGCUCCACCGGUUACUUAUAGGCGACAUUUAUUCCAUGCUACGGAUGGUGGAACGAUUGCUUUGGACUGGCUAACUUUUUUCGAUGUUGUGGAGGGUCCGUCCCGCAUGAUUGAUAGUUCUGCGGCUAUUAAAGGUGCUAAAACUCCAAUUGUGAUUGUGAUUCCUGGCUUAACCAGUGAUUCUGCUUCUGCUUAUGUGAAGCAUCUUGCCUUCAAGGUGGCAAGAAAGGGAUGGAAUGUUGUUGUAAGCAAUCAUCGUGGGCUGGGAGGCGUAUCACUCACGUCUGAUUGCUGUUAUAACGCUGGAUGGACAGAGGAUGUACGGAAAAUCAUUGACCAUAUACAUUGUGAAUAUCCGGAAGCUCCUCUGUACGCUGUUGGAACAAGCAUUGGUGCCAAUAUUCUGGUAAAAUAUCUUGGAGAGGAUGGGACUAAUAGUCCUCUUGUAGGGGCUGCAACUAUAUGCUCUCCUUGGGACCUCUUGAUAUGUGAUAGGUUCAUCAACCGUAGACCUGUGCAGAAAAUAUAUGACAGAGUGCUAACAGUUGGCCUGCAAGGUUAUGCACAAUUGCAUCAGUCUAUCUUGUCUCAUCUUGCAGAUUGGGACAGCAUUGAAAAGUCAAGGUCUGUUAGGGACUUUGACAACCAUGCUACUCGGAUUCUUGGAAAAUUUGAGACUGUGGAUACAUAUUAUAGGCGUUCAAGCAGUACUAAUUAUGUACAAAAUGUGUCAGUGCCUCUACUUUGUAUCAAUGCCUUGGAUGAUCCAGUGUGCACCAGUGAAGCUAUUCCUUGGGAUGAAUGUAGGGCCAAUGAAAAUAUUAUCCUAGCUACUACGACACAUGGGGGGCAUCUGGCUUUCUAUGAAGGGAUAACGGCAUCUAGCUUAUGGUGGGUUAAAGCUGUUCGUGAGUUCUUUGGUGUUCUAAGCACUACCCCAUUUAUAAAAGAAAGACAGGAGAUGCAAGGUUCUACUGUGCCCAACCCACUGCAAUCUUCAAUUGAUCAAGGCCCUUAUGUGAAUGUGAUGGGAGAUGGAAUGGUGGCAGCAAUGGGCAAUGAACCAAUAGAUACUUUACUAGAAGACAUCUCAAAUGAGCAUAUGAUUCAAAGCAAGAAGGAUGAAGACACAGUUCCAGAAAGAGGAAGAAGUGUUGAAUUGACAGAUAAACUAUACUCUGAGAAGGACAUCUUGCAGCAAGCAGAGCAAAAUGCCAAGGAUUUGAUUGUCCCUGUCCAAGGACGUAUUGACAAGCUUUCACGGCGUAGUAGGCAAUCAAUCUGGUUACUGGCAUACAUUGCCAUCAUAACAACUUGGCCAUUUGUUGGCUCUGUUCUUCUAUCAGUUCUCAAGAGAAGGUUUAGAAAAUAGGGUUACUGUCAUCGCAUGGGAUUCUGCUCAAUCACGACCAAAUACAAUCUAUAGAAUCAUUAAUGCCUUUUGAGAGAUUCAAGAAGUAUGCAUAUUGUUCAAUGCUGUAAUAAUAGGUACUACACUUUACCACCA